Closterium sp. Yama58-4 is the source of this 1029-nucleotide messenger RNA. Lineage: Eukaryota; Viridiplantae; Streptophyta; Zygnematophyceae; Desmidiales; Closteriaceae. The record is from the annotation of a GenBank genome assembly.
AUGGCGUAUUUUGUCAACUGGGCGGGCAUGGACCCAUCGGUCAUCCCUGCUGCCUCGCUCACCCAUGUUCUCUACGCCUUUGCUUCCAUCGACCCCACCACAUACGAGGUCGUCCCGUCCAACCCAGCAGUGGACGUCACUGAGGGUCUCUACCUGCGCUUCAACUCCGCCCUGAAAGAAACCAACCCCGCCAUCAAGACCCUCCUCUCCAUCGGCGGCUAUUCCGCAGGCACCACCGCUUUCGUCAACGCCGCCUCCUCCUCCUCCUCCCGCUCCGACUUCAUCCAAUCAGCGAUCGCCCUCGCCCGAUCGUACAAUUUCGACGGUCUGGAUCUCGACUGGGAGUACCCAACAGGCAACGCCGCCCUUUUCUCUGCCCUGCUCACGGAUUUCCAGGCGGCGAUCGAAUCCGAAGCCGCUUCUUCUGGAAACCCCAAGCUCCUGCUCUCUGCAGCAGUUUCUGCCUACGAGCCGACAAUUGCUGAAUCCUACGACGUCCCGACACUCAACAGUGCACUGGACUUUGUAAAUGUUAUGACGUACGAUCUGCAUGGGUCAUGGGAGUCUAACACCGGCAUGCACACUGCUCUGGAGGAUCUGAGCAACUCCCAGCUGAGCCUCAAGGGCGCCAUGGAUGCCUGGGUGUCCCGAGGCUUGGCUCCGAACAAGGCCAUGCUCGGCCUGGCGACGUACGGCCGAACCUGGACUCUAGCCUCGGCAAGCAGCACUGGGGUUGGAGCUCCGGCCACUGGGCCUGGUCAGCCUGGGUCUAUCAGUCAGGAGGCUGGUGUCCUCUUUUACAAGGAAAUCGAUCAGCUGGUAACCACUGGAGGUUACACAGCUACGCUCGACGCCCCAACAUCCUCUAUGUAUGCGGUAAGUGGUGACCAGUGGAUCGGUUAUGACGACCCUUCCACCAUCACCACCAAGGUCCAAUUUGCCAAGGCGCAAGGCUAUGGAGGGUGGUUCUUCUGGGCACUCAGCCAGGAUGCCAACGAUGCUUUGCUCAAUGCCGCUGCUGCUGCAUGA